Lactuca virosa is the source of this 879-nucleotide messenger RNA. The record is from the annotation of a GenBank genome assembly. NCBI's taxonomy places the organism in Eukaryota, Viridiplantae, Streptophyta, Magnoliopsida, Asterales, Asteraceae.
CAACGGUCCGUAAGUCACAUCCAGUCCUUCAAUGGCCUUCAUCUCUAAGGUUCACAACUUCUCCGGCGACUUUCAAACUCCAGCAACCACCCUACCAAUGUGGUAUGAUGAGACUGCACCCAAUUUCUUCGAUACCUAUGGGAUGAAAAUGCCACCGGGAUAUGACAUCACCACACCGUUAUCUCGAUCAUCGUCAUGGAAGACUUCGUUCCCGGAGAGAUUUGGGUUGUCUGAGAUGGUGGUUCCGACGUCACCGACCGGAUUUAAUAGCAUUCCCGUCGGAAGUGAUUAUCAGAAGGUUGAAAAGGAUGACUAUUUUUUUAGCAGCGGGGGCUAUAGUACCAACUCAUGGUCGGGUUAUCCCACUGCAACUGCCAAUUGGGAAAUCGAAAACCAGAAGAUGAGCACAGAAAUCGAAGAACCGACAUUAAAGAUAGGUAGGUAUUCGGUUGAAGAAAGGAAGGACAAGAUCAUGAAGUAUCUCAAGAAGAGAAAUCAAAGGAACUUCAACAAAACGAUUAAGUAUGAAUGCCGAAAGACGUUGGCUGACAAGCGAAUACGAGUUCGAGGGAGGUUCGCAAAGAAUAAAAACGAUCAUCAUCAUCAUCAUCUUCAUGAUCAUCAUCAACCAUGUGAAGAUCAAGUGCUUCCGAACAUCAAUACUAAUAGUAAUCCUUGUGAAGAAGACAUUCAACAAUUAUACACCAAUAACUUUCUGAUGAAGCAGGAUUACGAUGAAGAAGAAUGGCUGCAAGAAGCAAUGGCAAGUUUAUUGUAUUCACCGUAACAUAGAAUAUUUGUUAAUUACUAAUUAAUUAAUCGGAGUUUCUUCCAUACGAUCAUAUCCUCCAUGUAUAUUCCUAACAGUUUGUAGCAAUC